CUGCCAGUGGCUUCGUCUGGGGCAAGGGCAGUCAGAAUCCACGAGUCAAGUAAGUAACUGAGGUUACUGACUGUGUGCGAUGUUUCCGAAAUCGAUGCAAUGAUUGUAGUCCAGACGUACCCGAAAACUCCCAUAUCGGAGUUAUUGGCUUCUUAGAUGGGCAUGACCAUCAAAUCACAACAACAGCAAACUAGUCCAAGACCUGGCCUGGUUAAUAAACUGCAGAACCGCUCAUCACCCAUCAAGCAAAAAUACACAUAAUGCUGAAGAACGACGCGCAGUCUGAGACCAACCUGGGCAGCUCAUCAGGCAUAUUCCAAUACGCAUCCCGCCUACACUUUGAAGCAGACCAACAACACCAUCUUCGCCUUCCCCUUUUCACUCGGGUUUUCUCAUAAUGGGCAAUCACGACGUUCGCAGCUUGAAUACUGCGACCACCCAUUCCACGUCUCGUAAACUGGACGCGGAGUCUUAUUUGCAGGGGAAGCUGUCCCUGCUUCAGCAGACUCAAGUGGAGGUUGAUGGCAUUGUGUUGCUGGGGUGCACACUCAGAUCCCAGGCCCAGGCCCCGAUGAGCGGAAGAACGUUGUGCGGACUAGGGCGAAGGGUUUGCAGUCGCCUAGCUGCGAUACGUGGACGAGCCAAAAACGACUCCUUUUGUAUGCGCCGAGUGGUAUUGUAGAGAAAACGAUCAGAAAUCGGGUUCAGUCUUGUAACAAUUCCUCGCCACUUAUUCUAGUGGGAACAGGGCAACUGCAUUACAUUGGAUUCGAGAGUAGACGACCCUUUGGGACAGCUGAGGCGCCGUACCAGAAAGCUGCAUAGUUACUGUUCACCUGACCAGAUAGUAAACCCAUCCAGC
Molecule: messenger RNA, 862 nt
Organism: Pseudomassariella vexata
Lineage: Eukaryota; Fungi; Ascomycota; Sordariomycetes; Amphisphaeriales; Pseudomassariaceae
Exons: 1
Coding region: 398-682 (94 amino acids)
Source: RefSeq, a predicted model, not a curated record